UAAAAGGGGAAAAAAAGAGACGGGGUCAGCAACGAGAUGCGAAGAAGCUUCCCCUUUUGAAAGGGGAAAUGGCCGAUGCGAGGAUUCUCAUCUGAGAACCAGUAAAAGAUGGUCGCGCCUCAAUCCAUGAUGGGAUCCGUCUCCCAGUCUUCCGACGCAGAUAAGGGGGACGAGCUGCGCGAUCUGAUGCAACGGUUUAUGGCGUCGCUUGCGGAGUUCUCCCAACGCUUGCCCUUUGAUGUAGACUUCCAGAAACUUCGUUCUAUCACAACUCUUGCUACUCUAGCGGUUACCCUAAUUUUUGCAUGGAAGCUUUGGAGAACAAUUCCAGACCAACAAUUAAGGCAGCGUAGACGACCUUCCACGUCAUCUAGCUUUUCUACUAACAACUUACAUCCAGAUACAAGCCUCCGAUCGUCUGAAAUUCGCUCAUACUCUGGAGAUUCAAGAGCACAAAGAUCUGUUAAUGAAUUCAUCCAGCCAUUAGAGCUUUCUUUGGAGCAACUAGUGAGACAUAGGUUGAAUGAUGGUCGUAAGGUAACAUGUCAGUUACUGGGUGUAGUUCUUGAUGAAACAACUCCAGAGGAGCUCCAGACACGUGCAACAGUCAGGUCGUCUGUGCUGGAAGUCCUUUUGCAGAUCUCAAAAUUCUGUGAUGUUUAUCUCAUGGAAAGAAUCCUUGAUGAUGAAAGUGGGGAAAGGGUUCUUUCAGCGUUGGAGGAUUCUGGAGUCUUUACUUCUGGUGGUUUGGUAAGAGAUAAGGUUCUUUUCUGUAGUACAGAGAAUGGGCGCAUAUCAUUUGUUCGACAAUUGGAACCUGAUUGGCAUAUUGAUGCAAGUACUGAAAUUGUACACCAGUUAACUAGAUUCAUCAAAUAUUUACUCCAUGUGACACCAGACGGACCUCAACAAACGGCUCCUAAUGUGUUCAUUUCAACUAGUUUGGAACAGUUCUUUGGUGAUCAAGGUCGAAAAUAAGUUGCAUAUUUCCUACCUAAUCUACUGAGGAUCAUCAGAUGAAAGCCCAUGCUACUCUUCCUGAUUGGAGCUAUUGGAAUUUUGUCCAUAGUUGUCCUAACUUUAUCGCUCUGUCUGUAUGUCUAGUGCACACAAUUUUAUGGCCAUGGAACCGGUACAAUAUCGUUUUGUCCCGAUUAUUUCCGGUAUGUUUGAACUCAGAUUUUGCUGCUGUCAUCACAUUUUGAACGAAUGUAUUCUUGUAAAUUUUUCUGCCAUAUUGUGUGGAAGAGGAUUCAUGUGAUC
Zingiber officinale is the source of this 1263-nucleotide messenger RNA. Its product is annotated as peroxisome biogenesis protein 22-like. Gene Ontology annotation, biological process: peroxisome organization. NCBI's taxonomy places the organism in Eukaryota, Viridiplantae, Streptophyta, Magnoliopsida, Zingiberales, Zingiberaceae. The record is from RefSeq and is a predicted model, not a curated record. Bases 109 to 978 code for a protein of 289 amino acids. The transcript is spliced from 9 exons.